CUUGUGCUUCACAUCAGAGAAGUGAGAAAAAACGGCCUGCAAGCGAGGAUAAGGUGUCGGAAAGCAAAAGCAGGGGGGAGAAAAAAACAGGAGAGCGGCUUGUUUUAUAUCGGAUAAAAAUGGAGCUACCCGCCGCGGGAGAGCACGUCUUUGCGGUGGAGAGCAUCGAGAAGAAGCGCAGCAGAAAGGGGCGGGUGGAGUAUCUGGUCAAGUGGCGAGGAUGGUCUCCCAAAUACAACACGUGGGAACCAGAGGAAAACAUCCUGGACCCAAGAUUACUUGAUGCUUUCCAAGACAGGGAACGUCAAGAGCAGCUGAUGGGAUAUCGCAAGAGAGGACCCAAGCCCAAGCAUCUACUGCUUCAGGUCCCUUCUUUUGCCCGGAGAUCCAGUAUCCUGGCUGACUUACAUGAGGCGUCCUUGGACAACGACAGCUGUCAGAAGAGCAACCCCAUUCAGAUGCUCCGUCCCCAAAGCCAGCAGUACCAGCUGAACAGCAAGAAGCACCACCAGUACCAGCCGCUGGGCAGGGAGCGCGAGGCCGAGCAGCAGCAGGCCAACAGCAAGAAGUACUUCUACCAGCUCAACAGCAAGAAGCACCACCACUACCAGCCGGGCCUCAAGGUGCACGAGCCUAUGUUCGCUAAGCCCAGAGAAGUCAAGGCCCCGGAGCUGUCCAACAAGGGGUACAACCUUCCCCCUGUGUUGCAGCAAAAAUGGAUCCGGGACAAGGACUCCGGCUGCUUGACCAAAGUAAAGGAUAUCACCAUGGAGCUGAAGAAGCUUCCAGCAGACCUCAACGGCCACAAAGAGCCAGAGAAGGUAAAACCAAAAGAGGACGCCUCGCCGCAGUCUAACGGCGUCAGCAGCAGCAAGCUAAAGAUCGUGAAAAACAAAAACAAGAACGGGCGGAUUGUUAUCGUCAUGAGCAAAUACAUGGAAAACGGGAUGCAGGCGGCGAAGAUUAAAAACGGUGAAUCUGAAACCGGUGGGAAACCACCGCAAGGAACGGACAACAGCGUGGAGAACCACCUCGAGAAGAUGAAACUCGUCAAAAAGCUGGGCCUCAUGAAUGGAUUUGCGAAAAACCCCAAAGACAAACCGACUCUUCCCAGCCCUGGAUUUAAGGGAGGUUGCCCCAAAGAAAAGGAACAGUCCCCUAAGAUGGAGCCAACUGUGACGGAACAGGAUAAACAUGUCGAGGUCAGGGGUCAGGGGCAGCUUCCAGCGGAUCAGCCUUUACAAUUGACAACCAAGCCUAAUCUGGUCUCCUUGCCUUUGGAUAGAGGAGUUCCCUCCUUAACGGACAAAAGAGGAAGCCAAGGUGGAUUUCAAGGACUAAAGCGACACCUCUCUGACACAAGCGGCGAGGAGCAUGGGAGCAGUAAGAGGUUUUUGGGCUCUAGGAGUAUCAGCGUUCCUAACACGGUAUCUUCGCCCGCCCAAAGCAUCAGCAUAAACCAAAACGUUUACCAGGGUCACCUUGGACAGCAGGACUGUGGGUACGCAGACCAAGAGGAACCCAUUGACUUGAGAAUAGUGAAGUUCAGGCCUAAAGCCGCAUCUUCCACGGUGACUCAGGCCGAAUCUCCGACACAACUUGAAACACACACACAGGAUCAAACACCCACACAAGCUGAAACACAAACACAGAUGGACACACAAACACAAACCCAAACCCAGGCCGAAACACAAAAAAUUGCAGAAGAGGAAAAACCCGAGUCAUUGUCUGUUUCUAACCACGAAAAGAAAAACGAGGAGUCAUUUCCCUCUUUCCAACCUUUCCUUGGAAAUAUAGUCAUCACAGACAUUACUACGAACUGCCUCACAGUCACAUUCAAGGAGUAUGUGACAGUGUAACAGAACUGUGUACCAACUGUAACUGUAGAAAUGUACAUGAAAUAUAUUUGUAUUUUCAGAUGCUUGAAUGUACAAACCAACUCUUAAUGUUUUCUUUUUGUAUAGUUCAGGAGAAAAAAAAGCAUAUUUGGAUCUUUUAUCCCAUUAUUUGCAUAUUUCUUUUUCUAAGCUCUACCUGUUGUAAUUUCUGGAGAUUUUAUCACAUGCAGUAUCUAAUUUCAGCUAUUUCAAACUUAGUUUAAAAAGCAAAAUUAGAUGAAAUGAAUGCGGGAAGUUUAAUUGCAGAUGCCCUUACACUUGCUUACCUACUUACUUGUAAAUACUCUUCACUUUUCUAUAGAUGUAAUUUGAUUUAUACACUCAACUGUCUACAUUCUCAGAACAUGCUACACAAAUGUAGAUUAUAUGGAGAAUUUUGUAAGGAAGAAAAAUUAUAUUGAAACAUGGUAAACUACACUGUGUGUGUGUGUGUGUGUGUGUGUGUGAGAGAGAAUUAGAGUGUGAGUGUGUGUGAGAGAGCAGAUGGACAGAUUUAAACAAGGAUGUGUGCUGCUUGGACAGAUUAUGCCAUUAGGCAUGCUUAAACAAGCAGAUAAAGAAAAAAAUAAGCGCCUUUCUGUCAAUAAAUGUCAUUUGCAUUGUUGAAAGGGAGGAUGUUUUGAAAAUGAAAGAAUAUUAAUGGUUAAUGUUUGAUAUAUGCUCCUAUUAUUUGGUCUCUGUUCAAAGUGUUUAAAUCAUGCAUCUGGAGAUCUGAUACUGAGCACAAGUCACUUCCAUUACAACAGUAGACAUACAACCAUGUCACCAUAUUGAUUUCAUGUUUUGCAGCGCUGCAAACGUCUCAUAACAACGGUUCAUUUGAGUUAUAUCAUUCACAAUCCUGUGUUAACAUUGCCAGUUGAGCUGUGUAAUCCAGCAGAUUAGUCCCACCAGGUGGGUGCUCCAUGAUCCAUGAUUCAGCUUUUCAUGUUCCUGCCUCUGGCACCCCUAACAUGCCCUAUGUAGAUUACAGAGUUUUUAUCAUUUUAAAAGUAUUGUCAAAGCACAUGUUCCUGUCAUGAUCAGAUCGGUCCCUUUGUGUUAUACAUCCAUGCCCCCUUGUGUGUCAUUAAAAAAAAAAAAAUCCCUUCCAGCACUGUGUGGUCUGGAAGUCCAGAGGUGCAUUGAACUGUGAGAACGAUGAUCAGAUGCACUUUUGAUGUUUUGUGUGCAGACUAAGUGAAGGCUUCCUAUGAUACAUUUUGCAAUAAUAAAUUUGUUUGCAAGUGGAA
Molecule: messenger RNA, 3130 nt
Organism: Scomber scombrus (Atlantic mackerel)
Lineage: Eukaryota; Metazoa; Chordata; Actinopteri; Scombriformes; Scombridae
Product: E3 SUMO-protein ligase CBX4-like
Exons: 5
Coding region: 120-1859 (579 amino acids)
Biological process (GO): negative regulation of DNA-templated transcription
Source: RefSeq, a predicted model, not a curated record